UCAAUGCUGUCGGGUCGCGCGCCAGGAUCUCUGCAUUGUGGCCCGCUUGUUCUUGGAAACAGCGUCAGAGAGCAGCUGAGAGAGGCUUAACAUUUCAAACGUCUGGCGGUAGGCUGCAAAGUUUCCACCCUGAAAACACUGUCAUGUUGCAGUGGGCUGGGGCAGGACACCACACCUCGCCGCUUGGUGUUCAAUAGGAAUUAGUUUGCUGUAAAGUUGUGGUGCACAGCCUCUCUAAGCCCGGAAUCAUACUCUUAAUGCGUCGUUUUAGUUGCUAUCUGAUGAAAGCUGAUGUAUUUCAUAUAGGAUAGGAGAAGCUGAUGUCUAUGUGUGUUGUGUUUCAGUGCAGCAGAGUUGGAAUUGCUUUUUUCAGUUUCAAAUGCGUGCGUAAAGCAGCACCACUGUUGUACUUUAAUAAGUAACAACCUUACACACGUGUGCUAGUUGCAUGUUGAGUUAAAAGAACCUUUUAGUUUUUGAGAAAGUCUGCUCAGCGUUAGCAGCAACAUAGUGCACCACGGAUUAAAAAGGAAUCGGUGUUAUUAGUCAUAGAUGUCCUCUCAGCUGGAAGGAGGCCUGCCGCGGGAGACCACAGCAAAACUUGAUUUACUAAAAUCCGAAGAAGUUGUUGACGUGACAAGUCCUGACGGAUGCGCUGGGCAACUCGGCCGCCGCGGGGACGGAGGGGAGAAUAAAACGGCCCUGUCUCCAGAGCGCCAUCAGCAGAAACCACGCAAGAUGACCCGGAGCCCCAAAUGCGCCCGCUGUCGGAACCACGGCGUCGUUUCGUGUUUGAAAGGCCACAAACGCUUCUGCCGCUGGAGGGACUGUCACUGUGCCUGCUGCCUGCUGGUGGUGGAGCGGCAGCGUGUCAUGGCAGCGCAGGUCGCACUGAGGAGGCAGCAAGCUGCGGAGGUGAGGAGAGCACAAGGGCAGGGUAAGAGGGGGGUCAGGUGUGCAGGUCCGAUGCGGAGGACUGCGUAUCAGCGUUACACCAAAGCAGCCGAACCGAGCAUACUGGCUAAGAGCAUCCUGCAGGGGCUCAAACCGGUGGUGCCGCUGGAGGACGACACCUCCUGCUGCUCAAAGCAGACACAGCGCGACCAAACUCCCUUCACGUGUCCCCCCAUCAGCGCCCGGAUGAGGAAGAGGCGCGCCUUUGCAGACAAGGAGCUGGAGAACGUGAUGCUGGAGCGGGAACUGAGACAGAGAGAGUUGCAGAGCGACCUUUCCUUUUCUUCACCUUCUGCCCUCGUCCCCGUGCUUCACCCUCCUCCCCUGCCCGUCUCUCCUAGCCUCCACUGCUGUCUUCUUAACAAGGACCCCGCCGCUGCAGGGACGUCCAGUUAUGUGCCUGUGUAUAAAUAUAAGCCUCUGUAUGAGUGUGACUUCCAGUUCUAUCAGUUUUUCCACCUUAAGAGCAGGUCAUCCACACAAGGUGACUAUAAUGACUUCUUAUGCCAAACCUCAGAGGAAACCAGAAAGGAUAAGGAGGUGCAGAACUGUUGGAAAGGCUGCGAGGAGAAAGACAGACCCGAGCUGAUACCUCUACCAUCACAACAAAGACUCAAACAUCAUGGCAGUACCUUGUCAGGUCUAGACCUUGUCAAAUUCACCUCAAAACCAACAGAAAUAAUGGACUCAAAUGGCUCUUCAACCAUCACACGCUAUGUUUUUGGAUCAGAUCAGGGUAUCCUGGGCAGGCCAGACGUCAGUGCUCCCAGCAGGACUUUUGAUCCCAGAGCUCUGACAGUAAAGGGCUGGUGCGCAGACACUCCUGCCGACCAGGCACGUCCUCAUACCGACUCUGUCAAGAGCCCUCAUGGCGGCUCAGUCAGGACUCCCGCUGUGAUGCCAUUACCUUUCUCUGUGGAGGCUCUGCUAAGAGCCUGACAGGGAAAUGGAAAGCAGUGCAGUGCACUUUGUUUAUGUGCGGACUAAGAAUUGAUGUUGAGUGAAUAAAUAUAAAAAUUGCUAGUUGUAAUACAGGUUUUGAAACACUUUUUUUGACAAGGGCUGCUAUAAAGUGAAAUAUUUGAACAUAAUAUAUGAACAAUUUACAAAACAUGAUUACCAGUCUUUUGUAUUUCUUUUCUAUAAAAAUUUAUUUAGCUAUAUUUUAACUAUAAUUAAAAUAUACAACAAUGAAACAUAUAUAUGCACUUGAUUUCUAUAUUUUAAUUUUUAUGCCUACAUUGAGCAUAUUUUGUUCAAAUAUACACUUUAAUAAUGUAAUCCUCUUGUAUACUACUCUGUCAGCAGUGCAGUAAACAUAUACUGAACCAUUCUGCUUUGACGGUCUCACAUCAAUCAUUUUAUAUUCUCUUUUCCUGCAAGAAGAAAUAUACAGUACAUCCAUAAAACAAAGUUGAUGAAAAAGUCAAGUAGUGUUUGAACUUGUGCCCAUUUCUUACUUUGUGCAUUGGUUUUCAAAUCAAAGUGUAGAUGUGGCUGGCUGAUAUCUGCGCUGCUCUCAGGCGUUGCAGUGUCAAAACAAACCAGGUGCUGCUUAGAAAUCUCUCUUAACUCAAAAGAAAACUAACGCUGGAAGGAGGAACAUGAGGAGAAGCAGGUGAUUUCCCAAGAAGACAGUUAAAAGGAGCAAAGAUUGUCCCCCCCAAAAAAGUCUGUAAUAGCCCAGAAAGAGCUGACAGCAAACAAACAACUCUGACUAUUGUUGUCUCUUUUUAUUUUACCAAGUGAGAAAUAUGUAUUCAUUAUUUAUUGGCUCCAUUGUUGACAUUUUGCCAGACUGUAGUCUAUCAUUAUGAUUGUACAAACUUACAUGUAAUUAUCAUAUGACACACUGUUUAAUAUUUCAUGGAGUUUCAUUUCAUCACACCAACAGAAUGAGAGAAGAUGGGAAAUAUUCAACAAAAGAUGAAUGGGAGGGUGCCAGCGUUGCCUUGGCGACAUUGUUCUUUAUUGUAUACCGAGCCUGAUGCUGGAUGAGUUUGUUUGAACACGCAUUUGAUCUAUAUCCACUUUCCACCUCUUCUCUCCUCCUGUGUUUUUUUGUUCUGCGCUGUAAUCUCACAGAGAUGGAGGUCAGAUACUUUUGACAACUCAGGACCUUGUGGCGUCAACACAGAGGCGAUAGCGUGCUGCUCCGUGUCUUUGUUUGCAAGUACCUACCAGCAUAUCAGAAUGCCUUUCUCCCUGUCUCUUCACAGACAGACAGAGAGGAAAGAUUGGCACAAAAGGAAGAUGAGGUUGUGAGCAUGAACGCACUGAAUAUGUGCCAUUGUUUUUUUGUGUUUUUUUUUUGUACGCCAUCUGCAGUCAUUUUACAAUAUUAAAACCUCUUCCUUGCAUAGAGCGCAAAUUGCCAUUUUCACUAUGAUAAUGAAAAAGAUGAGCAUCAGUCACAAAGGGGUGAUAAUGACUUCUGAAAAGAAUAACACAGAGGAUAUAAAUCAAUUCCUCCCCCCCGGCAAAGCUAAGAAAGAAGCUCAUUUAUCCAGUUCCCCCAUGUUUCAUUCUGGAGUGUCCUUAGAUGAGACGUGUGGCGGUUUAAUAGACAGCGACCCUACACUGAAAUGCCAUUCACGUUCCACCGUUCUUGUUAGGACUGUGCCAGGGACAGACAGAUUAGCUUCAUUGUUCUGUGCUCUUUGGAAAGGUUUGAUUCGAUCCGCAAUCGCCAGUUUAUUAACAUUUUCCUUUGAGGGCCAAGGGAGGAAAGGAGAGAAAGAGAGGACAUGUGGGGGGUUAUUGGAUUCAGGCCAGUUUUGCUGACAAAGCAGUUUCAACAGGUUGAAACAUGUUUUUGAAUUUUGAACAGCCCAAAACCUGCUCUUCCCCCACCCCUCUCCCUUUAUGUCGCCCACCUCCGGCACUCCUGCUCUUCAUGCUCUCGUUGUGCCUCAUUUCCAUUUCAGCAGGAUUGAUUUCACUGUGUUCAGGGCAAAAGAAAGCUUUGCUUUGGCGUUUCCCAGUAACUCUGAUCUUCAUAUUUUCAUCAUACAGACCCUAUCAGCAGCAGCAGCAACUGAAAGAAAUGGGCAAGAUAAAGAGACGAGCUGGAGAGAGCGGGUGGUUGGGGGAGACAUGACAAAGACGCUAGCCCACAGGUUACAUCUGCUCCAGCAUCUUUAAAAGUACUUUUGUUCACCUGUUAUUUUAAACUAGGUUCUUUCCUCUUCCGAUAACCAAGCAUCGAAGUCUUUACCUACGCUGUUCCAGGCCUAGCGUGGAGCCAUCACACUACAGCUGCAUAGUACAGAACUAUCAAAAUGAUCUUGCGGUGUUUACACAAGCUGUGUGAAAAGGCAGACAUGCAGGGAAGUUAAGUAAGUUUUUCCCUCUCAGACCUAACUGAAGCAGCCAGACCUCUCUAGCUGUCGGGUAUGAUAUACGCAUCAGUCUUAGCUCUCCCCUUGGACGGAUAAACAGCAACAUUUAGUAUCAGGGUUCAGGGAAAGCCUUUGAUCGUCUUGCCAGCUCUCAUUACAGAAUGAUAGCUAAAAGCAUGUGUCUUGGUGUGGCAAGGUCCUUUCUCUUGGCACUUCUGGGCGAGCUGCACUCUGAAUUUAAUAGUGUUACUAUGGGAUGUUUGGACAGUGCGAAGCACUCUCCAGGUUGAUAAGGACCCUGUUUCUGACACAAUGAAUUUGAAUGGAAACAACAUGCCCGCUUAAAUUAUUAUUUUAAGAUUAUAUGGUUGAA
Messenger RNA from Perca fluviatilis (European perch), 4668 nucleotides. It is a transcript of the gene dmrt2b, whose product is annotated as doublesex and mab-3 related transcription factor 2b. NCBI's taxonomy places the organism in Eukaryota, Metazoa, Chordata, Actinopteri, Perciformes, Percidae. Gene Ontology annotation, cellular component: nucleus. The transcript is spliced from 3 exons. Gene Ontology annotation, biological process: sex differentiation; regulation of transcription by RNA polymerase II. The coding region runs from base 553 to 1893 and encodes 446 amino acids. Gene Ontology annotation, molecular function: RNA polymerase II cis-regulatory region sequence-specific DNA binding; DNA-binding transcription factor activity, RNA polymerase II-specific. The record is from RefSeq and is a predicted model, not a curated record.